AUGAUUGCGACAGAGACGAACCAGGGUACUCAGCUACCAACGCCGGAUGCACCAGGUGCUGCAUCACCUUCGUCGCAAGAACUUGAUAACAUCUGGGCUAGUAAUACUGUUGUCCCAGAGUCUAUCACAGGCUGCGUUCAUGACUUGAUUGCUGAGGUAGCACAAAAACAACCAGAUGCUCUCGCUGUUUGCGCGUGGGAUGGAGAUUUUACCUACGCUCAACUAUCCACCUUGAGUGAUUAUGUUGCUUAUCAUUUCUGCAAAAUAGGAAUCCCGCCAAGAUCCCCAAUCACCCUUCUUUUCCCCAAGUCACGAUGGACAUCUGUCGCUAUGUUGGGUAUCAUCAAAGCGGGUUGCGCGGCCAUUGCCCUUGAUUCGAUUCAUCCAGAUGCGAGACUUCGAUCUAUUAUUGAGCAUGCGCAGCCAAAAGCAAUGAUUUGUUGCGCAGCGACUCAAAAGAGAGCAUCCUUUUUGUGCGAUUCACCCAUCCUUCAGCUCGACGAUAGUCUGCUGGAGAUUGCGGGUACCAUAAAAGAGCAGACGCUUGUUUUGCCUGUGGGAAGCGAUACCGGACUGCUUGCGCUCUUUGUGCAGAAUAAGAAUAAAAACUCCGAGACUGUCAAGACCGUGAUGAAUAACCUUGUGCGCGACCUAGAUGGUGCAUUACCAGCAUUUAUGCUCCCCAGCAUCUAUCUCCCCGUCAAAGACAUACCAGUGGCUGCCACGGGCAAAAUCGACCGGCGAAAACUACGAGAGCUAGGAGAUAGUUUGUCUUUGGAGGAACUUCUUCAAUUACAGUCAACCAUCCUUCCGGUUCAAGAAUACCGUGACCCAUCAACUGCUAUGGAGGAGCAGCUUCGUGAGCUCUGGGCGGACGUAUUGAAGAUCCCAUUGACUAUAAUCAGCACCACAGAUAGUUUCCUCCGCUUAGGAGGGGAUUCAGUUGCAGCUAUGUUGUUGGUCGCGGCAGCACGGAAUGUCAAUUUAUCCAUCACGGUGGCUGACGUGUUCAAGAGUCCAGUGCUGAGUGAUCUUGCCCUCAUUAUCAAGGAGGAUUCUUUCUCUUCUGAGGGCGAAGGAAUCGUGCCAUUCUCUCUGAUGGGCCGUCCGGCAGAUACUCAAAGAAUGUGCGAGGAGGCUGCUAAACUCUGCAAUAUCGAAUUGGCUCAAGUCGAAGAUAUAUAUCCGUGCACCGCACUCCAGCAAGGAAUGCUCUCUAUCACAGCUCGAGGCGAAGCCAAUAACGUUGCACGAACAUUGUUUGAACUUCCUAGCCACACAGCUCUCUCCCGGUUCGAAAAGGCAUGGCUAAAUACCGUUCAUCAAGCUUCGAUCCUGCGAACAAGAGUCAUCGACCUAACCAGCGAUGGUCUAGUUCAAGUUGUUGUCGACUCCCCCAUCAUGUUGGGUCGAUACGAGAGUAUCACCAACUUCAUCGAAGACUCAAUUCCAAUGGGACUUGGGGUCCCUUUGUGUCGGGCUGGCCUAAUUUCUGGGGAGUCGCCCAGUCUUAUUGUGGAAAUGCACCAUUCGAUCUUCGAUGGCUGGUCCACCAAGCUGAUAUUGGAUGCUAUUGAAGCCGAGUACUAUGAGAAGGCGACUCCCUCGCCUAUUCUGCCCUUCCAGUCAUUUGUGCAAUAUACAAAAGGGAUGAACACGGAGGCUUCAUCGCUCUAUUGGAAGAGCCACCUAGAUGGAGGGUCUGAAACAAAUACUUUCCCAUCUCCAGGGUAUCGGCAAGGGGAAAAACUUGACUUCAACCAUAACGUCUCUGAAAUUUCAUGGACACAUUCGGGGACCACACCGUCAUCACUAGUUAGAGCAACAUUGGCCCUGUUACUAGCCUCAUACACCAAUUCCAACGAUAUCAUGUAUGGAGCCACGAUCAGCGGGCGGCAGGCCGCUGUGGCCGGGAUCGAACGAAUUGCAGGACCGACAAUCGCGACUGUCCCAGUCCGCGCUAAAUUUGACUGGGAUCAAACAGUCGAGAGCUGGCUUGAACAGGUUCAGAGACAGGCAGUGGAGGCCACUGAGCACGAACAGCUAGGGUUGCAGCAGAUUGCUGGAUUAGUUGAGGAUGCCAACCUUUUCCAGCUGCUCCUGGUGGUCCAGCCGGCUCAGCAGGCAAACAGUCACGAGGUCGACAGUCUUUUCAGCCGGGCGAGUAGUGUUGUUAGCAGCUCUGACCAACCUGGCAGUUUGAAAAUUGUUUGCAAGGAUGGCGAAGCCGACACUGUGGGCAUGUAUAACCCUUAUGCGAUGAUGAUUAUCUGCCAAUUGCACGAGUCAGGAGUUGAACUGAAAAUCAACUUUGAUUCUGGUGCCAUUCCAGCCAAACAGGUCCAGAGAAUGUCAGUACAAUUUGAACAUUUGCUGCGGCAGCUAUGCUCGGGGGAGUGUACCCAUAUGAGCCUACGCAAUAUCACUGUUGUCACCAAGGACGACUUGGCUGAUAUUUGGACAUGGAACGCAGCGCGGCUGGAGCCCAAGUUUGAAUCCAUCACCGAUGGUCUGCAUCGGCAAAGCAAUGCGAAACCAGAAGCAGUUUUGAUAUCUGCGUGGGACAAGCAGUUAACAGCCCAACAGGUGCAGAGCUGGUCUGUAACGCUGGCUGCUCGACUUCGCCAUGAAGGUGUGCUUCCUGGAUCGAUCGUUAUCCUGGCCUUUGAGAAAAGUGCUUGGCAGGCAGUGAUGAUGCUUGCAGCCCUCAAAAUUGGUGCAAUAGCUCUGCCGAUGUCUGUACCAGUUUCCAAAUCUCGAGCCAUGCAAGUGAUUGAGAGUUUGCAGCCCCAAAUUGCGGUUACCUCCACCCCGUCCGAUUCAUCUCCAUUCCACAUGUUGAUCCCAGUCCUCAGCAUCGCCGACCUCAUUACUUCGGAAAUGAAAGGCUCCGAUGAUGUUGUUAAAUAUAUGCCAUAUCGUCACCUGCCCAGUGAUCCUGCUCUUCUUCUAUUUACUUCAGGCUCCACUGGAACACCAAAAGCUAUUGAAUGGAGUCACAGCGCCUUAUCAGCUAAUAUACGAGCCGCCAUCAUGGCAUUUGGACUGACUGACACGAGCCGAGUCUUCCAGUUUGCCGGUUACGACUUUGAUGUGAGCACAGUAGAGACUUUGGCUACCCUGCUUGCUGGAGGUUGCUUGUGUAUUCCAUCGGAGACAGACCGAAGGAAUCGGCUGACCGACUCAAUCAACGGCUACAACGCCAAUUGGAUGUGUCUGACCCCAUCUGUGUCAGACACCAUGAGCGCUGGUGGUUUGCCAUCUAUGAAAACAAUGGUAUUUGCGGGUGAGAAGCUCGAGCACAAGACUGCUCUUCGAUGGUUAGACGCCCAGAAAACUGUACAUAACUGGUACGGGCCAGCGGAAGCCUCGGUGGCUACUUCGUGCCUUAUAGAUUCCGACAGUUGGCGUCCAGGUAUGAUUGGGCAAGGUCGCGCCGGGCUGGCGUGGCUCGUCGAUCCAAAAGACCCCAACCUACUAGCCCCAGUGGGAGCAGUGGCCGAGUUGUGUAUGGAGGGCUCUAUGCUAGCUCAGUAUGCUGGAGCCAAUGGCGCUGAGUUGAACAAAGAGAGUUUCAUUUCCCCAUCGUGGCUGCAAGAUGGCCACUGGAAGACCCCUGGUCGACCAGGUCCAGUAUAUCGUACUGGUGAUCUGGUUACCUACGACUCGGAUGGUCGUAUCGUCUACCUUGGGCGCCUCCAGGAUUCUCAGCGAAAGAUCAGAGGCCAGCGUAUUGACCUAGGAGAAAUAGAACGGUGCAUCCAAGACUUCCUGGCCGGUUUGGUGGACACCAGGCUUGUCGCAGAGAUAUUUUCUCCGGCUUGCGGUCAUAACGAUACUUUGGCCCUUUUCAUCAGUCCUACUGAUGCCGUUGAUCGCGCAGAUCCUCAGGCAUAUCUUCAAAUCGUAUGGCCGGUCGAUGCUCUGGAGAAUCAUCUUGCCAGCAUUCUUCCAUCUUAUAUGAUUCCCAGGAUGUACAUACCGCUUAGUGAACUUCCUAUCGGUCCGACAGGAAAGACAGACAGGAGAAGAUUACGCGAAAUUGGAGGUUCCCUCACCUUGGCACAAUUGGCGGAAAUGCAACCAACUCGAAAGCAAGCCAGAAAGGUCAGCACUGAGAACGAGAAAUUAUUACAGCAAAUGUGGGCUCAUGUGCUGGGGGUUGAGCCGGAUGUCAUCUACGCGACCGACCACUUCCUUCGCUUGGGAGGAGACUCGAUCAGCGCUAUGCGCCUCGUUGGAAUGGCCCGUACGAAGCGCUUUUCUCUCACUGUUGCCGAUGUGUUCGAUUUCCCCGAGCUAGCGAAGAUGGCGGAGAAAAUGAUUCACGGCGAAAGUCAUGUGGAUAUGCAAGACAUUCCAGCAUUCUCACUUUUACCCCGUGGGGUGGACGAGUCACACUGUCGAUCGUAUGUGGCUCAAAUUUGUUCGGUCUCGCCAGAUCGAGUUCUUGAUAUCUACCCCUGUACAGCACUUCAAGAGGGAUUGCUGGCGCUGGGGGCCCGAAGAAAUGGGCAAUAUGUAUCUCGUAGUGUAUUGCCACUUCAAAGCGAUAUUAAUCCAGACCGACUCAAAAAUGCCUGGGAGAGGACAAUCGCCAAACUCUCUAUUAUGCGAACCCGAAUCGUGGAUCUCCCUGGCAAAGGGCUUGUGCAGGUCGUCCUCAAUGACACACCUUGGAGAUCUGGUCAAAACAUCCAGCAGUACUUGCAUGACGAUGAGACGGAGCCGAUGGCUCUAGGAACCCAGCUUUGCCGUGCGGCCAUCAUCGAUAGCACGUUCAUAUUCACUAUUCAUCACUGCUUGUACGAUGGCAGCUCACUGCCCAUGGUUCUCGAAGAACUCCAGGCUCAGUAUUACAAUCAGCCAGGAAGGACGGUUACUGGAGUGGAGCAUUUCAUUCGCCAUUUGAGUCAGAUAAAUACCCAGGAAUCGGACGCUUUCUGGAAGGCCCAGCUAUCUCGCGCUGAGUUCCGUUCCUUCCCUAUCCUACCAUCCAGCACGUAUGAGCCACAAGCCAGUGAAUUUAUGGAGCAUCCGGUUGCCCUAAACUGGCCGUCCAAGGGAGCAACACCAUCCACAAUCCUCCGCGCAGCGUGGGCAGUCCUCUCGUCGCAAUAUGUGGCCUCCAGUGAUGUGAUCUUUGGGGUGACAGUGAGUGGACGACAGGCAAAUAUAAACGGCAUGGAGAACUGCGUAGCGCCAACUAUUGCAACGGUUCCAAUUUCUGUGUCGAUUGAUUGGGAGAAUACGGUUGAGACAUUCCUCCAAGGCCUCCAAAAACAGGGGUUGGAUAUCAUGUCUUAUGAGCAAUACGGCUUGCCAAACAUUCAACGAGCCAACGGGAAUCGCAAUGGUGGGUUGUUCCAGACUUUGCUGGUGGUUCAGCCAAUAACCAAAGGGAACAGCCUGCAUGAAGAUAGUCGGUUGUUCAAGGCACGGAGCUUUGCCUCCAAUUUGAGCACCUUGGGGAUCGAUCCAUUCAAUGUGUAUGGCUUGAUGGUUAUCUGUCAGCUUACCACCUCGGGACUCAACAUUCAAAUGAGCUUUGACCCAAACAUCACCGACAAGCGGCAGAUUAAAAGGAUAGUCUGUCAGCUGGAGACAGUCAUUCGCCAGUUGUGUACAAGGUCUCCGGAUAAGACGACACUGAACACCAUCCAGACAGCCAGUGAGCUCGACCUGGAGCGCUUCUGGACCCAGAACGCCGACCUACCCCCGGACCCAACCACAUUUGUACAUGACAGGAUUAGUCUAUGUGCCAAAAUAGACCCCGAGGCUAUCGCCAUUGAUGCAUGGGAUGGCCAGUUCACAUAUGGCGAGCUCGACCAGAUCUCUACCGUUGUCGCGCGCAAGUUAAUUCUGCAUUUGGGAGUCACGAAAGGGUCCGUUGUGCCCUUGUGCUUUGUGAAGUCUCGAUAUAUGCCACUGGCUCAGGUUGCCGUUUGGAAAGCCGGUGGAGUGACUCUGCUACAAUCAGCAGACAUGCCAGAGCAGAGAAUGAAUCGUACUUUCCAGCAUCUUGGUGUAGAGGUUGCCCUGGCUUCACCCGGGCGCUUGGCGACAGUUUCGAAGUAUGCUCGCUGUAUUACCAUGGAGCAAAUUUUGGAGACCCCAUUGGAAGAAAUUAUCACACCACUACCUGUCCUGGAUAUGGAUAGUCCGGCCUCAAUUCUGGUGUCCUCCGGAAGCACUGGUGAACCAAAACAUGUUCUCUGGAGUCACCGAGCUCUGGCUGCAAACGCAGAGGAACCGACUCUGCGUUUGUCGGUAACCCCCUCUUCGCGCAUGUUUCAAUUCUCAUCGUACGAUUUUGAUGUCGCGACGCUGGAAACAAUAAUUGGGCUGACUCAUACGGCCUGUCUGUGUAUUCCAUCUGAAGCUCAACGCCUCGACGGUAUCGCGGCUGCAAUUAAUCAUUUCGGGGCGAACUGGGCAUUUAUCACCCCGUCCACCGCCCGGUUGCUGCGUCCGCAAGAUGUACCGGGGUUGUCCACUAUUGUGAUGGGGGGUGAAAACGUGUUGCAGGGCGACGUUGAAAGGUGGAAAGGGAGCUGUGCUGUCCGCAAUUGGUACGGGCCUGCCGAAUUCCCUGCAGUUACCGUCUAUCCGGCAGAUGAGCCCAAUUGGUCCAGCGGUGUAAUUGCACACAUUGACUUGUGCCGCUGCUGGCUUGUAGAUCCUCAAAACCAACAGAGACUUGUUCCAUUUGGUGCGAUCGGCGAGAUCGUGGUGCAGGGGCCUGCAGUUGCUAGUGGCUAUGUGGGAAAUGCAUCUCUUACAGACAAGCACUUCUACCAAAACCCCACAUUCCUCUCUCGUGGGUUCGGGGCAACUCGUCCAGGAAGGCAGGGUUGUGUCUAUCGAACAGGGGAUCUAGCCCGAUACGACUCCGACGGCUAUCUGGUGUUUUUGGGGCGAAAGGACUCUCAACUCAAAGUACUUGGUCAAUUAGUGGUGCCAAAGGAGGUCGAGACCCAAAUUCAACGAUGUCUUGAUCGGCCAGGCGAACAUACUGAGGUCAUUGUCGAUACCAUCCCGCCCCCAGGUGGAGGCGGAAUGAUACUCGUGGGGUUCGUCGUCACCCAAGAGGAUAUCGACCAACUAACCAGUGGACUCAACCAAAAGCUCCAGGCGGUUCUUCCUCGAUAUGCAGUCCCCUCGUGGUAUAUCGCACUUCCAAGUGUUCCUUUGACUACAAACGGGAAGCGAGAUCGAAGGCGGCUGCUUGAGAUUGCUGCGUCGUCCACUCCAUCCAGCCAAGGAUCCACGGGACGGCUACCAGCCACAACCGCCGAGAUCACGUUAGCGAGGUUAUGGUCUCUUACUCUAGGGAUCGAACCGGAGACAAUCUCGGCCAUCGAUAGUUUCCUGCAGGUUGGCAACUCCAUUGAUGCUAUGCGAUUGGUAGGUACCGCUCGCCAACACGGCCUGUUGCUUACUGUCGCCGGGGUGAUGGAAUUUCCCAUCUUAGAAGCGAUGGCCAGCCUCCUGCAAAACUUGGAGGAUGCACCAGAUGACAGCAUUGAGCCUUUUACGCUGUUGGAUCAUGGCCAAGACCUGAAGCUAGCCCGCCACCAGGCAGCAUCCGCUUGUACUGUCAAUGAGGAUGACAUUGAAGAUUUAUUCCCUUGCACCUCUCUCCAGACAGGUUUGCUAGCUUUAACAAUCAAGUCCCAAGGUGAUUACACCGGUCGCAAUGUGCAGGAGCUAGCCCCUUCGAUAGAUGUCCGCCGCUUCGAACACGCCUGGGAAGAGCUGGUGCGCAUAGUGCCUAUCCUUCGCACACGUAUAGUCGAUCUUCCUGGGCAGGGAUUUGUUCAAGCCGUGAUCCGGGAGAGAACAGAUUGGAGCAAGGCCGGGAGCGUGGAAGAAUACCUGAGCCAGGACCGUCAGUAUCCCAUGGGGUUGGGUACUCCUCUCAUGCGUUGUGGGUUGUUCUCAUGCAAGUCAAAUCAUGAACCAUCUGGUGCUUCCGGCCCAGUGCGCUGGUCUUUUGCAUUGACAAUGCAUCAUUCGAUAUAUGAUGGGCCGGCUUCAGCUAUGAUAAUGGGCACGCUAAAGAGUCUUUACUAUGGAGCAACCCCUCUUCGAUUAUGUCCCUUCCAGUCAUUCGUCAAAUACGUCUCCAGUCGGAAUAAGGAAGCCGGUGCCAAGUUUUGGAAGACACAAUUUGAAGGCUGUGAAGCUUCGCAAUUCCCACUGCUUCCCUCGGCUAGUUAUCAGCCAAGAACGAAUUCCACCCAAACUGUUGUAAUCAACAAUGUUAAAUGGCGAACAGAUGGGUUCACUCCUUCAACCAUAAUCCGUGGAGCAUUCAGCCUCGUGUGCGGCCAAUAUGCGAUCUCGUCUGACGUGGUGUUCGGCACAGUCGUCAUGGGUCGUAAAGCCCCCAUUCAGGGCACGGAGAGAAUUGCAGGCCCAACCAUUGCCACAGUUCCUGUUCGUGUGCAAAUCAAACUCGACGCCACUAUCCCGCAAUUUCUCCAAUCUAUCCAGGAUCAAGAGCGAGAGAUGAUCCCUCAUGAGCAAACAGGAUUGUCGAACAUCCGGCAAGUCAGCACUCCCGCAGAAGAGGCAUGUCGCUUCCAGACCUUGCUCGUGAUCCAACCACCCGAGCAGACUAUGGACGAUACUGGCUUGUUUGUAUGUCGGACCGCUGAACAGGAUGAGGCCACCCGAUACCAUAGCUUUAGCUCUUAUGCGUUAUCGGUAGUGUGUAACCUAGAGCCAAGUCGGCUGAAGGUCGAGUUCUGCUAUGACUCCGCCAUUGUUCAGUCCGAAACUAUUCAAACCAUGGCAGCGCACCUGGAUCAGGCCCUUCGGAGCAUGUGCACACAGAAAUUGCCUCAUACUUCGCUGGGAGAUGUAAACAUGAUGACCCAGUCUCAUCUGAAUGACAUCUGGACCUGGAACGCAAAAUUGCCUACCACUAUAGAUCGAUGCAUGCAUGAUCUAAUCAAGCAAGUUGUACAAUGCCAGCCUGACUCGGUGGCUAUCUCUGCAUGGGAUGGUAGUUUAACAUAUGCUGAGUUAGAUCAGCUGUCAACCAGGCUCGCAGGUUACCUGGUACGUAUGGGAGUGAAAAGGAACGUGAUUGUGCCGCUUUGCUUUGAGAAAAGCUUGUACGCCAUGGUUGCAGUGCUUGCCGUUAUAAAAGCUGGUGGUGCCACCCUCCUCUUGGAUCCAUCACUGCCUGAUAUUCGUCUUGAUGACAUAUUGCGGCAGGUAAAUCCCACUUUGCUAUUGUCAUCAAUCUCCCAGGAACAUCGCUGCUUACGAUGGGUGGCCCACCCAGUGGCCUUGGGGAAGGGAUCUACCUUCUUUGAGGCCGAUGUGAUGAAUGGGGACCCCGAAAGUCACGACCUGCCGUCUGUAUCUCCAGAUGAUCUUUUAUACACCGUCUUUACAAGUGGCAGCACCGGAACUCCCAAAGGAUGUCUCAUGCAUCACCAACAAUUCACCAGUGCAGUGGUCCACCAGCAAUCCACGCUUGAAAUGAAUUCAACGACGCGUCUAUAUGAUUUCUCUUCCUAUUCAUUUGAUGCGGUCUACUGGUGCCUCUUUCACGUAUGGAACGCCGGGGGCACGUUAUGUAUCCCCAGCGAGGAAGAACGGAAAAGCGAUCUGACCGAGAGCGUGCGCCGGUUUGAGACCACGCACAUUUUCUUAACCCCCUCCACUGCACGGUGGAUAGACCCGCAGCGUACUCCUACCCUGCGCUAUCUCUUUCUUGGAGGCGAGGCGGUCUUGCCAGAGGAUCUCGCUCGAUGGGCCCCACAUGUCAACGCAUUUGAGGUAUAUGGACCUUCGGAAUGCUCUGCUAUUACCCUCUAUCAUCGAGUUCCCAAGACAACAGCCGCUGCGGUACACUCCAUUGGGAAGGGCAUCGGCGUUCUGACCUGGGUGGUGGACCCAGGGGACCAAGACCGACUGGCACCUCUUGGAACUGUAGGUGAGCUGUAUCUCGAGGGACCUCUAGUGGGACAAGGUUACUUCCAGAAUGAAGAGAAAACAGCAGCAGCCUUCAUUGAGAAUCCAUACUGGCUAGGUCAGGGCUCCCCUAAUGGAAAAGUUCCGGGGCGGCGUGGUCGGAUGUAUAAGACUGGUGACCUCGUCAAAUAUCAUCCACUCACUGGAAAUCUUGCGUUCGUGGGCCGAAAGGACACACAGGUUAAACUGCGAGGCCAACGCAUUGAGCUUGCAGAUGUUGAGCAUCAUGUCAUGCAGUGCCUAAUGGAUCGAUCUUUGUCAGGAGCUGCGCCAACAGCAGUGGCAGAGGUUAUAGAGCCAAUAGCCACAGGCCGGCCAAUGCUUGCCGUAUUCAUUGACUGCGAUCAAGCACACCUAGCCGCCUUGUUGCCCUAUCUUGAAGCUGAGUUGCCGCACCGGGUUCCGUCUUACAUGGUCCCUGCAACUUAUAUCGCAACCCCAUCUAUGCCCAUGGCGGCGAGUGGCAAGACAGACCGACGACGGUUGCGCGAGAUGGGUUCCAGUUUGACUCUAGAACUAUUGGCGCGCAGUGAUGCUCCUGCAACUACGUUGCCCCCAAGCACAGCCUCUGAAUGCCACCUACAAACCUUAUGGGUUGAAGUCCUCGGUGUACCCGCCGAGAAAAUUGGGGCAGAGAGUAGCUUCGUUCGUCUGGGUGGCGACUCCAUUUCGGCGAUGCGGUUGGCCUCCUUGGCUCGUAUGCAAGGGCUGUCCUUGUCAGUUCAUAAUAUUCUCACCACGCCUCGAUUGUCCGAAAUGGCACAGGCAAUUUCUGCCUUGUCUCCGAAAGAUACCAAGGAGAUGGAAGUGGUCAGUCCCUUCUCUCUCCUAGAGUACCCCUCGGAACAUAAGGUCAUCUUGGAUGACUUCGCGAGCCAAUGCCAGAUCCGUAACAGCCAAAUUGAAGACAUCUUCCCCUGUACGGGUGUCCAAAAAUCGCUGCUCUCCAUGACUGCCAAACGCGCCAACUCGUAUGUUGCUCGACUCUUGCUCAAACUGAGGAAGAAUGUCGACGAGUCGCGUCUCAUGAAUGCGUGGGAAAUGGUGAGUAGAGGUUCUGCCUCCAUCCUUCGUUCACGAAUUGUCGACUGUCCAACAGAGGGUCUCGUGCAAGGUAUUGUGGACGAACCGCUGCACUGGGACGUCCCUCAACCGCUGCAGCAAUAUCUCCAAAAAUAUCGAAACAGGCCCAUGGGUCUGGCCACCCCAUUAACUAGGCUUGUCAUUGUUGAAGAUGAACUCAACCAGGAACGUUACUGUCUGCUCACUCAGCAUCAUGCGAUAUAUGAUGGAUAUUCAUUGAACCUUCUCGUGGACGAGGUGUCUAAAGCUUAUGAUGGAGUCCUUGACGAGCAAGCCCCAGUGGCAUCAUUCCAAGCUUUCAUCAGACAUGUCAUAGCGGUUGAUGCUGAGAAGGCAAAGGACUUUUGGAGUCGUGAAUUUGCAGAUUUCGAAGCAAUCCCCUUUCCAGCAUUGCCUCAUGCGGAUCAUCAACCCAAAGCAGAUAGCACAGUACGACGCAAUCUGGAGAAAUUCCAGUGGCCACAGCGAGAUGUCACUCCGUCAACUUUAAUUCGUGCAUCAUGGGCCAUCCUUACUGCGCGGUACAUGGAUUCGGACGAUGUGGUUUUCGGCGCCAUGGUUACGGGCCGACAAGCUCCUCUGCAAGGUUUGGACCGCAUGGUCGCGCCUCUUAUAAAUGCUGUGCCUAUCCGAGUCAAACUUGACUUCCAAGAAUCGGUCGAUAAUCUGCUCGCUAACAUCCAAAAGCAGUCCAUCGACAUGAUUGCCUACGAACAGACUGAGUUGCUCACAAUUCGGCGCAUUGAUACAAACACUGAUCGCGGAAGCCGUUUCAAUACUCUUCUCGUUGUUCAGCCCGCUAUUCAAGGCGAGUCUGACGAUCAUCCUAAUGGCCCCUACGAGCAUCCCAGACAAUUAGUCUCCGCAACUCAGGACCUGGAUGACUCCAAUCCAAACGCUAUCAUGAUCAUGUGCCAACUUACCAACACGAAUGGUCUGCAACUUGAGUUCAGCUUUGAUUCUAUGGUGGUGGAUCCAGCGCAGAUGGAACGAAUUGCCUCUCAAUUCGAGCACGUCUUGCGUCAAGUAUGUAUCGCUACGACGCAGCCUGUCGACCACGUUCAAACUCUCAGUGGCGCCGACCUGGCAGAGCUAUGGAAGUGGAACUCGUCUGUCCCCCCGGCAAUUCCUAAAUGCGUGCACAGCUUGAUCAGUACAACUGCUCAGAAGCAUGGAGACCAGCCAGCCAUCUGCGCCUGGAACGGCAAUUUAACGUAUUUCGAGUUGGAUGAACUGUCCAAUCAGUUGGCCUCGCACUUGAUGGCUUUUGGUGUUGGUCCCGGUACCGUCAUUCCACUUUGCUUUGAGAAGUCCAUCUGGCAUCCAGUGGCAGCUCUUGGGGUGAUGAAAUCAGGUGCUGCGUGUCUCUCAAUGGACUCCACUCAACCAGAAUCCCGACUGCAGUCUAUCGUCAGACAAGUCAAUCCUCGGGUUAUCCUAGCAUCGGCAAAAACCGCAGGAUUAGCAAGUCGUUUAUCUGAUGCUGAAGUCAAGGUGAUUGACCAAGAUUACCUCGACUUAGUGGCUAAAGAUACUCCGGUCCAGCCUUUGCCCACAGUUCACCCAUCCGAUGUUCUAUACGUGGUAUUCACCAGCGGCUCUACGGGAACACCUAAAGGUGUCGUCACUACACAUCAGAAUUUUGCAUCUGCUGCAGUGCAUCAAGCAGAGAUGCUACGUAUUCAACCAGGCACACGCGUAUUUGACUUUGUCUCGUACAGCUUUGAUGUAUCAUGGUCCAACACCCUUCAGACAUUGAUUCGCGGAGGCUGUCUUUGUAUUCCCGACGAGUUGGAUCGUCGAAAUGACAUUGCGGGGGCAUUCAAUCGCAUGAAUUGCAACUAUUCCUACUUUACACCCUCUGUGGUGCGAUCUUUGGAGCCAUCGAGUAUGCCUAAACUCAAAACCUUGGCCAUGGGGGGCGAACCCAUCCCUACCACUGAGGUUGCUCGGUGGAAACAGACUGAGGCUGUCAUUGGAAUCUACGGUCCGGCUGAAUGCGCACAGGCCCUCACGUUUGCACCUCUACGGUCUAACGGACGAAACAAUCAUGUAGGGUACUCAUAUGGAGCCCGGACAUGGCUGGUGCAACCGGGCCGCCCCGAUCGUCUGGCCGCAAUUGGCGCUGUGGGAGAGCUUCUCAUUGAGGGUCCCACGGUCAGUCGAGGAUAUUUCGAUGACUCUGACAAGACUGCUGCUGCGUACAUUCAAAAUCCAUCCUGGUUGUUGGAAGGCUCACCAAGCCUUCCCGGCCGUCAGGCCACCCUAUACAAGACGGGUGACCUACUUCGAUACAACUCAGAUGGGUCGCUGGAUUUCCUCGGCCGUAAGGAUGGUAUGGUCAAACUUCGAGGCCAGCGAAUUGAGCUGGCUGAAGUUGAAUACCAUAUCCGUGCUAACCUCCGCCAUCCUGAUCUAUGUGAUGGCCUUGCGGCAGAGAUUAUUACCCCGAGCAAUAGCAGUCCCAUUCUCGCCGUCUUUUUUGCCCUAUCUCCCCCUGAAGAGGAGUGGUCCGAAGAAGCCACUUUAUCGAAGCUGACGCGUUUGAUCGACGGUUUGGAGGAUAGGCUUUCCAAUUCUUUACCGCAAUACAUGGUUCCUGGCGCCUACAUCCCCAUCAACAAGAUUCCAAUGACUACCACCGACAAAACAGAUAGAAGAACUCUACGGCAGUUGGGAGCUGUUCAGACUUUGGAAAAACUAGCAAAACUGCAGUCUCACGGGAAUACCCAUCAUGCACCCACGACAGUGAUGGAACAGAAACUACAAGUACUGUGGUCUGUGGUUCUUGGAAUAGAUCCGAAAAUUAUCAAUGUCGACAGCAACUUCCUCAGAAUUGGUGGAGAGUCCAUCGCAGCCAUGCGACUGGUGGCAGCAGCACGAAAUGAGAAGCUCACGCUCACAGUCGCGGAUAUUUUCAACGCGCCACGGCUCUCUCAACUCGCCCUUUUAGUUCAGGAGGCCACUGAGGAGGAGUCCCUGCCAUUGUUGCGACCCUUCGCUUUGCUCAAGGCGAAUGAUCCAAAGCACUUCUUCGCUGACUUUAUUGAUCCGCUCCUCGACCCAGGGGCUGGGAACGUUAUUGAUGUCCUUCCUUGCACCGACUUCCAAGCCUGUGCAAUUUUGGAUGCUUUCCAAGACCCGCCCAGCCGAUUGCCUCAUUGGAUCUUCGAUCUCCCAGCAGAUGUCGACUUCUCACGGUUAGAGUUGUCGUGUCGCAAGCUAGUAGACCAUUACGACAUCCUUCGUACGGUGUUCGUUCAAACGCAUGGUCGAUUCUGGCAGGUUUUGCUCGAACAUUUGAAUCCCGCAUAUGACAACUUCCAGGCAAGUCAUGAGGAUGAUGUGACAACCUUCGUCGAUUCCAUUUGUGAGCUAGAUCGAAAGCGGAUUCGAGCCUUUGGCUCUUCCUUCAUUCGAUUCAUGGCAGUACGGAGUCCCUCUGGGAAACACCGACUCAUUUUCCGGAUCUCGCAUGCCCAAUUCGACGGAUUUAGCUGGGAAACUGUUCUCUGCAGUCUCUCUUCACUCUAUUGCGGCGACACUCUCCCUGACCAACCCAAGUUUGCUCAAUAUAUCACCUAUAGGGAGGAUAAGAAGACAGACGCCUUUGCCUAUUGGACCUCGCGCCUCAAACACACUCCAAAUCCCAAGUGGAGUAGUAUAGAUUAUUCCAACCAUGUGUACACUACCAAGGACCGGCUGACGGUAAAAGCGACGAUCCCAAUGCCUGAAGGGCAGUUGGUUGAGGGGAUGUCGCCCGCAACUUUAUUCCAUGCCGCAUGUGCCAUGGUAUUAUCCCACCAGUAUCAGCAAGUUCACGUUGUAUUUGGUCGCCUGGUCACUGGCCGGUCGAUGCUACCGACCAGUCUGCAAAAUGUGGUCGGUCCAUCUAUGACCGAAAUCCCUAUCAGCGUGCACAUUGAUGACCAUGCUACUCUUUCGGGCAUUGCAUUGCAAUUACAGCGUCAGCUAAUUGAGGAUUCCCGAUACGAAACCGCCGGGAUGGAAGAAAUUAUCCGAAACUGCACCGAUUGGCCAGAUGACACAAAGGACUUCGGCUGGCGGACCUCCUUCCAGCAAGAAGAUGAUCGUAACUUCACUUUCCUUGGAACAGAAAGUCGAAUAUCAUUCUACGAGGCAGAUCUGCUGCCUCGAAACCGACCGGAAAUAUAUGCUACCCCACGGGAUGGGAAGCUGGAUCUUGAAUUUGAGGGUAAUCGCCAGUUGAUCAGUGAGGAUGAUGUUCAACGUUUCAUUCAAGGUCUGAAAACAGUGUUGAGUGUCGUUUGA
Penicillium hordei is the source of this 15369-nucleotide messenger RNA. RefSeq names its product AMP-dependent synthetase/ligase. The coding region runs from base 1 to 15369 and encodes 5122 amino acids. Gene Ontology annotation, molecular function: catalytic activity; phosphopantetheine binding. Lineage: Eukaryota; Fungi; Ascomycota; Eurotiomycetes; Eurotiales; Aspergillaceae. The transcript is spliced from 5 exons. Gene Ontology annotation, cellular component: cytoplasm. The record is from RefSeq and is a predicted model, not a curated record. Gene Ontology annotation, biological process: secondary metabolite biosynthetic process; amino acid activation for nonribosomal peptide biosynthetic process.